Theileria orientalis strain Shintoku is the source of this 573-nucleotide messenger RNA. RefSeq lists its product as hypothetical. The transcript has a single exon. NCBI's taxonomy places the organism in Eukaryota, Apicomplexa, Aconoidasida, Piroplasmida, Theileriidae. The record is from RefSeq and is a predicted model, not a curated record. The coding region runs from base 1 to 573 and encodes 190 amino acids.
AUGAAAGUGCCAACAAUACUCAAUAGCAUAAUGUUUUAUCGCCUCCUAUCGUCAAGUGUUCAAUUCGCGUCCUGCGACAAUCGGGACCCUAAACCCAGGAACGCCGCUCAAACCCGGAAUAGGGAUAGAAAAUACGCUGUGGAUGUGGAUAUUGGUGAGCUUAGUCUAUACGAUUUAAAGAAAAUGGUGGAAGAUGCUGCAAAUACUGUAGAACUCCUGAAGCUGCUGGUCAAGUUGAAGAUUGAGAAUAUGGAGCUGAGAGAGGCCCUAAGAAAGCGUUCUAACCUGCGCCAUGGGGAGGUCGAAGAAUCCGAGGACACCAGUGAAGGAUCAGAAAGCGACAUUUCAAUGGAGAUACAGGAAAUCGGCAGACCCAGGUCUACUCGAAGAGUUAGGAUGCCCUCUGGCGAUGAAUUUGUGGACGAGCCUAACGAAGAUGAGAAGCCUGACGGAGAAGUCGUAUCCACGAGUGUUUACAGGGUGGAUAAUUGCGGUAAGGAGGACACAAUCAUAGUAGAGGAGUACAAAAAGAGGAAGCGGCCAGAAUCCCAGGUUUCCACUGACGACGAUUAG